Molecule: messenger RNA, 851 nt
Organism: Macroventuria anomochaeta
Lineage: Eukaryota; Fungi; Ascomycota; Dothideomycetes; Pleosporales; Didymellaceae
Product: ankyrin
Exons: 1
Coding region: 151-693 (180 amino acids)
Molecular function (GO): protein binding
Source: RefSeq, a predicted model, not a curated record
AUUCUACACAACUGCUAAGCAUUUGUGUACUAGACUUGAAACAUAGACGGCCGCUUGAUUAGAUACUUUAAUUCAAUCACCUCACCCCUCACAUAUAUUAUUACUUCACAUUCUGAAGUACCUUGAGCAGCACAUAUCAUACACUAUACCAUGGCUUCCGAACACACAUCCAACGGUGUCCCACCAACAGCAGAGGGAAUGAACGGCACUCCAGCGACCAAUGGCACAGCUCCAACAAACGGAACAUUACAACCUCCUCAAUCCGUUGCUGAUCUCCCUCCGGCAGCUCUCGACCUCGCUGCCAGAUUGUUCGAUCUAGCACGCGAAGGCAACACCACGACAUUGAAGCAAUACAUCGAUGCCGGCGUGCCCAAAAACCUUACCAACUCAACCGGAGACACCCUUCUGAUGUUGACAUCUUAUCACGGGCACGCAGAAACAGCCCAAAUGCUGCUAGACGCGGGUGCUGAUCCGAAUGCGCUGAACGGCCGUGGGCAGAGUCCCAUCGCAGGUGCGGUGUUCAAGGGUUAUGAGGACGUUGUGAAAGUACUGUUCGAGGCGGGUGCGAACAUCAUGGGUGGACAGCCGAAUGCGGUGGAUUGUGCGAGGAUGUUCAGGAGGGAUGGGUUGUUAGAGUUGUUUGGGACAGAGAGGGGAAAGGGGGUGGAGGUGAGAAUUGAUGAGCAGGCGUGAGGGGACUUAGUCGACGUGGAUACGUGUGUGAAGACCGUACUAGAAGGACUUGAUGUGUGCAUUGUAUAAUGAUAGAUUGGGUAUAAUAUGCAUCACGACACGACAUAACACAGCGGAAGAAGAUAUUGGAAGAGUAAACCUCGUGAGGUGUUUUCAGA